CUUCUUGUUGCCGACCACUAUGUCUGGUGCAUAAUGUUUCAAGCCUAUUUUGAUUCAUAUGGCUGCCUUCUUUUUGAUCUGUCAACUGUCAAUCGAAAAAUUUACUAUCAAAAAUCAAAAUGUUGAGGUUACCAAUUAAAAUAUCGUCCUUUAUUACAAAGUGGAGUCGAAAUUUGCACUAUGUUAGCCCAACAGUUCGACCAUCUUUAACUAUAAAUCAGAUUACAAUUUCCCAGAUUCCUGCAGUCGAAUGUGUUUUGAAGUUUUCCCUUACUCCUUUCAAAAAUAAGAUCAUAAACGAUCUACCCUUGAAUAAUGUAAUAAUUGAAAACCCAAGAGACUCACUUUUAAAUGAAAUAAGAGAUAUAAUCAAAAAUGAAAACAUAAAACACAUGCCAGGUCAAGACAACAAUUUAAAUGCGAUUCAGGCGGCAAGACUUAUUGUCAUUAGAAGAAGGAAGAUGAAGAAACACAAGCUCAAGAAACUGAGGAAAAAGAUGAAUUUCGAAUGGGCAAAGGUUCGUCAAAGGAGGGAAAUGAGAAAGGAAAAAGCAUUUCAGGCUGGGCUAAUAUCACAAAUUAAGACAGCUGAGAGGUUCUCCGCAGACCAAUACGUAAAGUCUAAAUUGCAAGAAGCCAAUGAAACUCCAAUUCCAAGGUUCUGGAGGGGUAAACGAUUGCCUCAGUUCAUUAUUAAGCAGAAACUAGGACUUUAAUAAAAAAGAUAAUAUUAAAAUAAUAUUAUUAUAAAAAUUA
This is a messenger RNA of Eupeodes corollae, 756 nucleotides long. RefSeq lists its product as uncharacterized. Gene Ontology annotation, cellular component: mitochondrion. The transcript is spliced from 3 exons. Bases 120 to 716 code for a protein of 198 amino acids. Gene Ontology annotation, biological process: mRNA processing. The record is from RefSeq and is a predicted model, not a curated record. NCBI's taxonomy places the organism in Eukaryota, Metazoa, Arthropoda, Insecta, Diptera, Syrphidae.